AUGCAAACCACAGAAGACAUCGGAAGUGUUGCUGCGAUCAUCAUUUCUCCGCCUUUCAUCACUGUCGACGGAUUAGUCAAUCUUCGCGAUGCCCUCGCCUCAAAGACUUCCGCUGGAUUCAGUGGGCAGAUCGCGAGGCCGUCAUACAUCUAUCGGUCUGGGGAACCGGCCAAAGUCACCGACCAAGGGAGAGCUCAGUUCAUGGCACUUGGCAUAAAGAAAGUAUUCGAUCUAAGGUCACAGACCGAAAUCAAGAGUUUUCAAGCACCUCCGUUGGAAAUUGACGGAGUCGAGGUCGUGAAUUGUCCGAUCAUGAAAGACGAGGCCUUUGACCCAGCCAGUUUAGCGAAAAGGCUUUCUUCUUUCGACACAGAUGAAGUGAAGACCUUUCUUGCUUUGUAUUUUAGCUUUUUGAAAGCAGGAGGUCCCUCCGUUGAGUUGAUCCUUCGCCACAUACGGGACCAGAAGGAUCAUCCUUGUCUUAUACAUUGCACUGCUGGAAAAGAUAGGACGGGGGUAUUUGUGGCUCUUAUUCAGCUGCUGGCUGGAAUGGGCGAAGAAGAUAUCAUUAACGACUACGCUCUCACUACAUACGGGCUACAGCCGUUGCUCCCUACCCUCUUGAAACGGUUUGAGGCCAACGAAGUCUAUAAGAAUAACUGGUCGGGUGCCUUGAAUAUGGCGACCGCAAAGGCUGAGACCUUCCGUGCUUUUCUGUCAGCGUUUAGGGAAAAGUAUGGGACCGCGGAGCAGUAUAUUAAAGCCAAGACGUCGUUAAACGAUGACGAUAUCGAGAUAAUAAGGGCGAAUCUCCUGGUAUCCGCUAGUGAAUAG
Pleurotus ostreatus (oyster mushroom) is the source of this 834-nucleotide messenger RNA. RefSeq lists its product as uncharacterized. Gene Ontology annotation, biological process: dephosphorylation. Bases 1 to 834 code for a protein of 277 amino acids. Lineage: Eukaryota; Fungi; Basidiomycota; Agaricomycetes; Agaricales; Pleurotaceae. The record is from RefSeq and is a predicted model, not a curated record. The transcript has 6 exons. Gene Ontology annotation, molecular function: phosphoprotein phosphatase activity.